Molecule: messenger RNA, 1947 nt
Organism: Thelazia callipaeda (thelaziosis nematode)
Lineage: Eukaryota; Metazoa; Nematoda; Chromadorea; Rhabditida; Thelaziidae
Source: the annotation of a GenBank genome assembly
AUGGCUGUUACUGUUUCUCUUGCUGUAAUUUCAUCAAUACACAUAGUUCUCGUAAUAUCGUUAUCUAUUACUAGCGAUUAUCAAAAAACGAACAUUGAAGAGUUGAAGCCAUGUUUCGAACGAUAUAUUGGUCAACGAUUAGCAGACUUAGUCCCGUAUCAUAGCGAGUGGCGCAUGAGAACACCUGAAGAUUGUCUGCUUUUUUGCGCACUUUCCUCGUCUCGUUGUCAGUCUACAGUUCAUGACAUGUUUCAACACAUUUGUUACUAUUUCUUGGAUGAUGGUCGGCUGCAUAUACGACUUGCUCGUGGAAUGGUUUAUUUUCGAGUGACGGAAAAAGGAUGUUUGGCUUUCGAAGUUAUUGCUACAUCACUUAUAAACUCUCUUGUAGACGAAUUUUUGAGACGAUCUAAUCCUGCACUUUUUGAUUCGCAAGUGGCAACUUCUAAAACACUUUCGCCAACUGCGCAGUACGGUAUUAACCGAGGUUUUCUUGAGACACAACAACCAGUUGUGGCUCAUGCAAAUCCUCUCAUCCAUAUACCUGAGGAUGGUCAAGCUCUAACUCCAGCACCAUAUUUCAAUUAUUCUAAAGAACACAAGUUGCUAAUCAGUGCAGAACAUAAAAAACCCAAUGUUAUCUCAAAUACCUCAAUAUCAUUUAACUCACAAAUUAACAGAUAUAUUACUGCUGCUAUUGCUAAUACAACUGUCAUUGCCACUGUAGCUUCUGUACCACUAGAAGUGAGUGAUUUUCGUGAGAAUGAAAGUAGAUCGGAUGAGAUUCAUCAGAAAGUGAUCCAAAUAGCUUCAGUGUCCCAAUUAUCUCCCUCAGUCUCACCAGAACUUACUUCUUAUCCUGAGGAUGCCAUAAUCCAGCCAUUUGAAGAAUUUGAUCACCAGUCGAAUCAGGAAGUCGAUACUUCUCAUGACUACUUAGAUAUUGUAAAAAAUAUCGAAGAACAAUUACCAGUAAAUGUGAAAACAAUUAAAGAUCAUUUAAGUGGAGAGAGAGAUAUAAAUAAGUUGUUAAAAAUAUCACCAGAAGACAUUCGACGUUCACCGGUUAAAGUUUCGUCACUAUUGAAUGUCAAGCAGUUACUUGAGAACGCUGCUGACAUACCGCAAACAUAUGGUGGAGAAGAAUCUAUCCUAGAAAAAUCGUUACCAGUGCCAACUAUCAAAUCGAUUUCAAUGACAAUUUCGGGACAUGGUAGAAAAUCAGAAAAGCUUCUUUUACGAGCUUGUGGAAGCAAUGAACGUGACGUGUGGUUAUCUGUAGAAAAUUCUGUAUUGCAAACUGAUAAGCCACAGAAGUUGAUAAAAGUCGAUUCAUAUAACUCAUGUCGAGAAAAGUGUAACCUUAUCACAAGUUUGGGGCUUGACUGUCCUGCAUACACAUAUGAUGAUAUUAAGCGCGAAUGCAUGAUGCAUACGGAUAAUACAGCAGCUGUGUCAUUUUUAACUCUUUUACCGUCACCUCAAGCUGAUUUUAAUAUCCGUACUGCCAUGAUCUUCUGUUAUCCAGGAAGUUUAACGAUUUUCAAGGAAUGUUCUGAAUUCAUCGCAUUUCGGGAUUAUACAUUAGAUGUCGAACCUCGUGAACAUUUCGAUGACAUGCCAAAAGGACGUGACGGAUUGCAUGCAUGCAUUGAACUUUGUGUUUUGGCUUCUUAUUUCCACUGCAAGGCAUCUUUAAAGCAUUUCUCAUCGGCAACAUUUGAUACUUUAUCUGGCAAGUGUCUGUUACGUGAUGAAGAUUCUUUAUCAAGUCCUGAAUAUUUCCGAGAGCAUGAACAAUAUGGACUGAUUUAUUUUGAAAAUGGAUGCGAGCAAUUUGAUGAGGAACAAACUCCUGAAGAAGCUCAAGUUGAACGUAUUCCCAUCGAGCGUCAUAAUGCGAUUAAACAGCAACAGAUCUCCGCCUUCUAUAAUAUUGAAAAAUAA